Molecule: messenger RNA, 667 nt
Organism: Paramecium octaurelia
Lineage: Eukaryota; Ciliophora; Oligohymenophorea; Peniculida; Parameciidae
Source: the annotation of a GenBank genome assembly
UAUUGUUAAUACAAUAUGGACCCAUAAACCAAACCAGACUAAAUUUUAAAGAUCUUACUCCUCGGAAGCCCUGGUGUAGGCAAAUCAGCUAUCUUUAUGAGAUACACCAAUAAUGACUUUAAUGAAAAUUAUAGUCCUACACCAGGUCUGGAUUUUCAUUAAAAGCUGAUAGAAUUGAAUGGUUUAAAGUUGAAGUUAUCAGUAAUUUUAAGGAGUAUAUUUAGAUUUUGGACACUGCAGGAUCUGAGGCAUUUUUAGAAACAACAAGUUAAUAUCUUAAUGGUGCUCAUGGAGUCUUUAUAGUUUAUGAUGUAACUGAUAGACAGUCAUUUGCAAAUUGUUCUAAGUGGAUUUAAGGUAAAACAUUUCAGAAAAAAUAAAUUAGUGGUUGAUAAUUAUCCAAAUAAAAAUAUAGUAAAAAUGCUGGUUGCCAACAAAUCUGACAAAGAAGAUAAGAGAGAAGUAAAAUACGAAGAAGGAUACGAGUUCGCUGAUGAAAAAAGAAUGCCCUUUAUAGGUAAUAUAAAGUUAAUUUAUCAUAGAAACCUCUGCUUUAAGUGGAAGUAAUAUUACACAAGCAGUUUAGAAUUUGUCCACUUCUAUUUUAGUAAAAUUAGGAGUAAUUAAAGAGUAAGCAGCACCAUAAGACUAAUUGGAUCAGGAAUGA